GCAUCCUGUAAUUGGAUAAUUCUGAGCUCAGUGCACCAUCCCCUGAUCUAUCUGUCUGCCUUCUCUAACAGCUCUUUCCUCCUUCCCCUUCCUGAGGACCAGACCCUCCUGACUGCAGGAAUGUGCUCGCUCCCUAUGGCAAGAUAUUACAUAAUCAGAGAUUUGGAUCAGAAGGUUCUGUACCUAAGAGAUGACCGGCUUCUGGUGGGGGAUCCUGAUGCAGACAACUGCAAUGCAGAGAAGAUCUGCAUCCUUCCUAACAGAUGUCUGGAUCGCACCAAGAUCCCUAUCUUCUUAGGCAUCCAGGGAGGGAGUCGCUGCCUGGCAUGUGUGGAAACACAAGAAGGACCUUCUCUACAACUGGAGGAUGUGAACAUUGAGGAUUUGUACAAGGGAGGCGAGCAGGUGACCCGCUUCACAUUUUUCCAGAGCAGCUUGGGCUCUGCCUUCAGGCUUGAGUCUGCUGCUUACCCUGGCUGGUUCCUGUGUGGUCCAGAUGAGCCCCAGCAGCCUGUACGGCUCUCCAAGGAGAGUGAGCCCUCAGCCCACACUCAGUUCUACUUCGAACAGAGUCGGUAGGGACUUAGGAGACCAAGUUCCAGCUUGGUACCCCAAACUAAGUGCAUCUUACUCAGAUCUACUGCACAGAAGAAUGGCUUGCCAGAGAUGUCAGCAUCCUAAUUCCUGGAAUUUGUGACUAUGUUACCUUACAUGGCAAAAAGGUCUUUGUAAAUACGAUGAGUUAGGUGUCCAGGGUUAUCCAGGCAGGCUCAGUAUAAUCACAAGUGUCCAAGAGAUGGAGGUAGGAUGCAGAGGAAAUUGGGAAAUACUUUUUGACUAACUUUGAGGAUGGAGAGAGGGACCAUAAGCCAACAAAUGCAGGUAUUCCCUGGAACUUGGAAAAUCCAAAAAAACAGAUCCUCCUCCUGAGCCUCGCCCCCCAGGAGUAUAGCUCUCUCUUGCAACCUUGUAACCCCAAGAAUUGUAAAAUAAUAAAUGUGUCUUG
Cavia porcellus (domestic guinea pig) is the source of this 1006-nucleotide messenger RNA. RefSeq names its product interleukin 1 family member 10 (gene Il38). The transcript is spliced from 4 exons. The record is from RefSeq and is a predicted model, not a curated record. Bases 121 to 579 code for a protein of 152 amino acids. Gene Ontology annotation, biological process: cytokine-mediated signaling pathway; inflammatory response to antigenic stimulus; cellular response to lipopolysaccharide. NCBI's taxonomy places the organism in Eukaryota, Metazoa, Chordata, Mammalia, Rodentia, Caviidae. Gene Ontology annotation, molecular function: interleukin-1 receptor binding; cytokine activity.